CGCCUGGAACAGUCCGCACUUCCUCAUCGUUGCAAAAGCACCUUUCGUGCCCUCGCCCAGCGCUUAGCUGGGAAGUCCACCAACCCCGCUGCUCAGUCGGUCGCUCUCGAUCCGCGCUGCUCCAGAAAUCCUUCGCGGGGGAGGGGCCACGGCGAUCUGGAGGUCGCGAGCGAGCCAGCUCAGCGCUAGAUCAGCGGUCGGGGCGGCUUUGCUUGCAACUCGGACGCAGCGAUGUCCAAGCCGCCGCCUAAGCCAGCUAAGCCAGGACAGGUGAAAGUUUUUCGAGCCCUAUAUACAUUUGAACCCAGAACACCAGAUGAACUGUAUUUUGAAGAAGGAGAUAUUAUCUACAUUUCUGAUAUGAGUGACACAAAUUGGUGGAAAGGAACCUGCAAAGGAAGAACUGGACUAAUCCCAAGCAACUAUGUGGCUGAACAAGCAGAAUCCAUUGACAAUCCAUUACAUGAAGCUGCCAAGAGAGGAAACUUGAGCUGGUUGAGAGAAUGUUUGGAUAACAGAGUUGGUGUCAAUGGCUUAGAUAAAGCUGGAAGCACCGCCUUGUUUUGGGCAUGUCAUGGUGGACACAAAGACAUCGUGGAAGUGUUAUUGGCACAGCCAAAGGUAGAAUUAAACCAACAGAAUAAACUGGGAGACACAGCUCUGCAUGCUGCCGCAUGGAAAGGUUAUGAAGAUAUUGUGGAAAUUUUGCUGGGAAAAGGUGCCAGAACAGACUUAAGAAACAAUGAGAAAAAAUUGGCUUUGGACAUGGCUACCAAUGCUGCCUGUGCUUCCUUGCUUAAAAAGAAACAAGGGCAAGACAUAAUGCGAACAUUAAGCAACGCAGAGGAGUAUCUUGAUGAUGAAGACUCUGACUGAACUGCCUUAAUUUUGCCUUGAAAAUCUAUGGCCUUUUCCUUUCAUCUUUCUCAGAUCCUUUUUCUCCGCAGUGACAAAAUAUUUUUUACUCACAAUGUGUGCUACUAUAAUUUAAACAUGGGGAGACAUUCCUUCCUUCUCCCCUAUUAAGGCUAUAAAUUCCCUAAUUGCUUUUAAAUUAUUUGCCUAGAAGAGAGCUGUAUUGAAAUAGGCUUUACCUUUUAAUAAGAGGUAUAGCAUUUAUAGAUAUCAGCCAUUUUGGGUGGGUGGGGAAUAAAUAUCCAUCUUAAAAUAUAUCUGACAUGAUUUGUGCUAUUUUAUGGAGGAAAACAUCUCAGGAAAUUGGAUUCUCUGCAGAACAUUUUCACCAUUCCUGCUUCUCCUCUCUGUCCCCUCCAUAUAUAUUUACAUGUAGUCUCUACAUUAAUUUGAUUUUCUGCACGCUAGAGCUCCUAAUGGCAGGUUACAUAAGGAAAACUCAGGGCAAGGAGCUAGGAUUAAAUGACUCCUUUCAUGUUUCCCUUGAGAACUGGUUGUGAUUGCAAUUAUUGUAAGUUCAUUAUCAUGGCACCAAAAAAGAGGUUUAGCACCAGAUGAGGACAGGGAGAGAGUAGUAUUGGGGGGGGGGGGGGGAGAGAAAGUGAAAGAAAGAUUGCUUGGUCAGCUAAAAUAGAGCCAUUUUACCUUGUCUGUUGCUCACAGCAGUCUUUCACAAUCUGCCCUCUAGGGGCCUUGUAAAUACAAUUGCAUCUGGAGGGUUCCAGGUUGGGAGAAGCUGCCUUAGACAGUAAAAGGAGGCCUAAUUCUGUCUUCCACUCUGAAAGAACUGUAGGAAGAAUUAGAGACAAGGAAUGUACGUCUAAGCCCAAACCCAUCCUCCAUAAUAGUAAUUUUGGAGAUGAAGAAAGGCUGAGAGAUUUUGUAUAUGUGAGAGAUUUCCCCAAUGGUUCAUCUUCUCGCCCCUGUAUUUCAUAGAAUCCCUGCUCUGGGUGUGUGUUUGUGUGUGUGUAGAUGUGUUUGUACAUGUCUAAUUCCUAAAUUUUAAGGGGAGGGAAAACUAGGUAAGAUAUCCUCAACUGUCUUGCUUUAUGGCUUUAUGAGUUAAUAAGUCAAGAACUGUGGCUUCUGUCCAACUGAGCAUGUGCAGAAUCCUGUCAGUUAAUCUGCAGCCAUUUCUACCAUCUGUUGAGCAAACAAUGGAAUGACAGAAUCCUAUUAAGUCUGGUCUUUGGUUUCAUCUGAACAUCUGGUUGAAGCUAUUGCUACAAACAGACCCAGCAGCUGGAUUAAGAGAAAAUGCAGUCUGCCAAUCAAUUACUGUCCUUUAUUAUAACCAUAGAUUACAACAUAGAGGUGGCACUAAAUCAGUCUUCCCAAAGUGUUCCUGGCAGGGAAUAAUGGGAGUUGCAUUGAAACAUAUCCGGAAUAUAUAGUAUUGGGGACAGCUGCGCUAAGUCUUCAUGCGUGUGUACUAGAUCUCAUUCAUUGAUGAACAUGGUACAUAACCUUCUGUUUGUACAAGUUGCCCACUUAACUUUGGGGAAAUUUACCUAGAGAAACAAGUUAUUCUAUGGUAAUUUUGAAAGUACUAUUUGUGUUUGUGUCUGUAACAGGGACGUGAUAACUCUUUUCACCAUAUGCUCUUAGGCUUUCCUCUUUUUUUUCACCUAUAAAGUAUUUCAUCUCAGAACAGAUAUGUUUCUGAACUCAUUUGUAAAUGUAAAACAGCCUACAAACCAAAAGUAUCUUCAGAAAAAGAUUCAGUAUGAAUAAAUAUUUUUAAAUGCUUUGAAA
This is a messenger RNA of Candoia aspera, 2670 nucleotides long. RefSeq names its product osteoclast stimulating factor 1 (gene OSTF1). The record is from RefSeq and is a predicted model, not a curated record. NCBI's taxonomy places the organism in Eukaryota, Metazoa, Chordata, Lepidosauria, Squamata, Candoiidae. Gene Ontology annotation, molecular function: protein binding. Gene Ontology annotation, biological process: signal transduction. The coding region runs from base 232 to 876 and encodes 214 amino acids. The transcript is spliced from 10 exons.